Pseudomassariella vexata is the source of this 945-nucleotide messenger RNA. RefSeq names its product CCAAT-binding transcription factor (CBF-B/NF-YA) subunit B-domain-containing protein. The record is from RefSeq and is a predicted model, not a curated record. The transcript has a single exon. Gene Ontology annotation, biological process: regulation of transcription by RNA polymerase II. The coding region runs from base 1 to 945 and encodes 314 amino acids. Gene Ontology annotation, cellular component: CCAAT-binding factor complex. Lineage: Eukaryota; Fungi; Ascomycota; Sordariomycetes; Amphisphaeriales; Pseudomassariaceae. Gene Ontology annotation, molecular function: RNA polymerase II cis-regulatory region sequence-specific DNA binding; DNA-binding transcription factor activity, RNA polymerase II-specific.
AUGAUGGACUACGCGCAAUACCAGCAACCACCACAGUCGGCGCAUUCGCAAGGACACAUCCAAUCCAGUUACACGAAUCCGAGUGCUGGAAAUUCGAUCACGUCUCCAUCCAGUCACAGCAUAAAUCAACACGGCGUUCAGACAUCGCCCAUUCUACCUUCGCAGCAUCAACCAGCGGCUUCGGCCCAAGGUCACAACAUGUACCAAACGCAGUACAGCGUGCCCCAGCAGGGCAUGCAUUAUGGUGUACCUCAGAUACAGGCGGCUGCCAUGGCCGCGACCGCCGCCGCAGCGGGUGGAACUGGCUACAGCAACUACAUGUCCUCGGACCCCAGCAUGUCGCAGACGUCACCGAGGGUGGGUUCGGGAAUGAACACAAAGAAGGACUCGCACGGACCGCGGUCACCGCAGCAGUUGAGCCAGAUGCCCGGUCGUCGGUUAAGCCAAGUUACCAGUCCCGGAGUUCCCAAUGCGCCGAUGUUGAACCACGGCCCGCGUCCGGCACCACCGUCGAUGCCCCCAUCGCAAUCCAUGCCCCACCCCCAGUCACCCGAGAUGGCUGCUGGCGCCGAGGAGUCACCCUUGUAUGUAAACGCAAAACAGUUUCAUCGCAUCCUAAAGCGAAGAGUAGCGCGGCAACGCCUGGAAGAGGCCUUACGCUUGACGAGCAAAGGCCGUAAGCCGUACCUUCACGAGUCGCGACACAACCACGCGAUGCGACGGCCUCGGGGACCCGGCGGGCGGUUUUUGACAGCAGAAGAGGUGGCGGAAAUAGAAAAGAACAAGGGGGAAGGCAAGGAUGACGAUGUGAUGGAACCCCCACCGACUAAAGCGGGUUCUAAGCGUAAAUCGGAGGGAGGAUCUCGUGCGUCGGCCAAGAAGGCCAAGAUUGAGCCUGCAACACCCGACGAUGACGAUGAUGAUGAUGCCGAGGACGACAGUUGA